GCUGAAGCCUCGCGCUGCAGACUUUUCCAGAGGAGUUUUCCCACUUUUAUUCCAAGUGUUCUGGGUCAGACUGAAGGAAAACUGAAGGAAAACAUGCCCAAGUCUGUCAGGAAGUCCUGCACCCCCCAGACCCGCACCCCCCAGACCUGCACCCCCCACACCUCCAUCAGCAGGUACUUCAGCAGCUCCAACAACCGGCCCAGGAUGAAACCAAGUCCACCUGAGCCUCCUGGAGCCAAGGGACUUUCCUCUGACCAUGAUGGUGGACUACCAUGCAAGCGAGCCAGACUGGCCCUGCAGGACCAGCAGGACCCGGUCUGUGAGCCUGCAUCCUGUCAGAGUUAUACAGGAAAGAAGCUGCCUCUGAGUGGAGCAGGAGGCCUCUGUUCGUCCACCUUAGACAAACUGAAAGGCUUCAGCUGCACCGUGGAGUCGAGUGUCGGCCGUACUGACACAGACAAGGACGCAAAGAUGACCGGUGAUAACGGCCAAAGGAGUGACCACACACAGCAGCAAACAAUCCUGACUAGAGUUCAACUGAAAGAGGAAGAAGACGAAGAAGAAGAAGAAGAAGAAGAAGAGGGGUUUAGUGAGAAGGGAAGUUCCAAACAGGUAGUCCCAUUCUCUCAGUUUGUCAAUCCAGGAGGAGGAAAAAAGGGUGCCGAGGCGAGUCCUCUGACAGACUCUAGUGCCCCCUCCAGACGCGCUAAGAGUGUUUACACCCCCCUGGAGCAACAGGUCAUCCAGCUGAAGCAGAAGCACAAGGAUGCUUUACUGGCGGUGGAGUGUGGUUAUAAGUACAGGUUCUUUGGAGACGAUGCAGAGAUCGCUGCAAAAGAGCUGAACAUCGUUUGUCAUCUUGAUCAUAACUUCAUGACGUGCAGCAUCCCCACACAUCGUCUGUUUGUCCAUGUCCGACGGCUAGUAUCCCAUGGACACAAGGUGGGUGUGGUCAAGCAGACGGAGACGUCUGCAAUCAAAGCUUCAGGGGCCAAUAGGAAUGCUCUGUUCACUCGUGAGCUCACAGCUCUGUACACAAAGUCCACUCUGGUGGGAGAGGAUGUAAACCCGGUGUGCAGACUGGGGGACGUGGAGGGCGGAGCCUGCGCUGACGUCGUCUCUGACCCUCCAGACAGCUUCCUGCUGUGUAUCAGUGAGACCUGGGACAAACUGAAGAAGCAGCUGACUGUAGGACUGGUGGCGGUUCAGCCCAGCACAGGAGACAUCUUACUGGACUGUUUCCCUGAUGGUUCAUCUCGCUCUGAGCUGGAGACUCGUGUCCUAAAGAUAAACCCAGUGGAGAUCCUGGUGCCCUCUGACCUCUCAGAACCCACUCAAAGACUGCUGCAGAGCAUCACUAAUGCCAGUGCCAAGGCCGACGACCGAGUACGAGUGGAAAGACGGGACGGCGCUCAGUUCGACUUUGCCUCCGCGAUGAACACCGUCACCAAGUUUUACUGCCACGCUCAGGACCAAGGCUCUCACUCCCUGUCAGCUGUAGUGUCCUUGGACAGUCCAGUCAUCUGCUGUCUGGGGCCUCUGAUCCAGUACCUCCAAGAAUUCAACUUGGACAGGCUUCUUAGGAGUCAAAGCUCUUUGCGCCGUCUGUCCUGUGAGUCUGAAGGUAUGACCCUCAGUGCUGCAACCCUCAGGAACCUGGAAAUCCUCAGUAAUCAGACAGAUGGUGCGGUGAAGGGCAGUCUGUUGUGGGUGUUGGACCACACUCGCACUCCAUUUGGAAGGAGACUGAUGAGGAAGUGGGUGAGCCAGCCCCUCAUGGACCCUCGGUCUAUCUGUGACAGACAGGAUGCGGUGCAGGAGACGCUGGAGUCCCACUCUCUCACUUUGAACUCCAUCAGAUCACUGCUCUGCCAUUUACCCGACUUAGAGAGAGGCAUCUGCAGCAUAUACCACAAAAAGUCUUCCACACAGGAGUUCUACCUCAUCUGUAGCAGUCUGUCCCAUCUGGCUGUGGAGCUGGAAGCCCUUCUACCGGCCAUCCAGUCCCAGAUCCGCUCCGUGCUGCUCCGUCGUCUCCUCUUGGACACUCCUCACCUACUGGCUCCGGCCCACAACUUCCUGAAGGUGCUCAAUGAAAAGGCUGCCAAGUCAGGGAACAAGUCCGAGCUGUUCUCAGAUCUGUCUGGUUUCCCGGCGCUGCAGGAGAGGACGGAGCAGAUUCAAACGGUUCUCAGUGCGAUUCGAGACCACCGAAAAGAGAUCCGCUUGACGCUGAAGGCCCCUGCGCUGGAUUACACCACCGUGUCUGGGCAGGAGUUUCUGAUCGAGGUGAAGAACUCGCUGUCUUCAGUCGUUCCGUCUGACUGGGUGAAAAUCAGCAGCACCAAAACAGUGGGCAGAUAUCACUCCCCUUUCCUGGUGGAUCAGUACAAGAAGCUGCAGCAGCUCAGAGAGCAGCUGCAUGUGGACAGCCAGAGGGAGUGGACCGGCUUCCUGGAUCAGUUUGGGGAGCAGUAUCACACCAUGAAAAGGGCUAUUAGUCACCUAGCAACCGUGGACUGCCUCUUUUCAUUGGCUGAGGUGGCGAAACAAGGGGACUACUGCAGGCCAACGGUGUGUGAAAAUGAACUGCAGAUUUGGAUCAGGGAUGGCAGACAUCCUUCCAUAGAUUUACUGAUGGGAGAACAAAACCAGUAUGUGCCCAACCAUACUGAACUCCAGGGUGAUGGCAGGAGAACUAUGAUCAUCACUGGUCCUAAUAUGGGGGGUAAGAGCUCCUACAUUCGUCAGGUGGCGCUCAUCUGUGUCAUGGCCCAGGUGGGCUCCUAUGUCCCAGCUUCGGAAGCCCGUCUGGGGAUACUGGAUGGGAUCUACACUAGGAUGGGGGCUUCAGACAACAUCUACAAAGGCCGCAGCACGUUCAUGGAAGAACUGGCUGAAGCCUCACAGAUCAUUUCCCAUGCGACGGAGCGCUCCUUGGUCAUCCUGGAUGAACUUGGACGUGGCACCAGUACGUAUGAUGGGAUGGCCAUUGCCUACGCCACACUGGAGUACUUCAUCAGGGAUGUGAAGUCCCUCACCCUGUUUGUGACCCAUUACCCUCCGCUGUGUGAGCUGCAGUGGGCGUAUCCUCAGCACGUAUCCACCUAUCAGAUGGCUUUCUUACUCAACGAACCUAACACAGCGACUGACGCUGAUGCAGAUGAAGAGCUUCAGCCAGAGUUCCUCACCUUCCUGUACCAGCUAACUGAAGGAGCGGUGUGCAGGAGCUAUGGGCUGAACGUGGCCCGGCUGGCUCACAUCCCACACACUAUCCUACGUUCUGCUGCACACAAGGCUCGAGAGCUGGAGACCAGGGUCAAUGACAGGAGGAAAAAUCUGAAACUGCUGUCAGAUCUGUGGUGCAUCUGGGAUAAGUCGUCCCUGGUGCAGUGGCAGGACUCACACUCAGGCUGCGACGCCGUCAGCUCCAGCCAAACACAAACUCACCACAGAGAGAGAGAGAGAGAGAGAGAGAGAGAGAAGGCAGCGAUUAGUGACUGAAUGAGUGAGUUCCUGCUCAGGCCAACACAUCCAACAAGCAAAACAGGAAAGUAGUCCUGCCGCUGCUGGCUCUGUUAGACAAGUGUGAAAAGGACUUGAACAGUCUCAGCUUCUAGUGGUCCACAUGGACUGGACUGAACCUUCACCUGGUGUUUGGAUUAGUUUUACAGCAUCUGAUCAAGUAGACUGUCCAGAGUG
Messenger RNA from Sphaeramia orbicularis (orbiculate cardinalfish), 3702 nucleotides. It is a transcript of the gene msh3, whose product is annotated as mutS homolog 3 (E. coli). The record is from RefSeq and is a predicted model, not a curated record. Gene Ontology annotation, cellular component: nucleus. Gene Ontology annotation, biological process: mitotic recombination; mismatch repair; somatic recombination of immunoglobulin gene segments. NCBI's taxonomy places the organism in Eukaryota, Metazoa, Chordata, Actinopteri, Kurtiformes, Apogonidae. The transcript is spliced from 25 exons. The coding region runs from base 94 to 3504 and encodes 1136 amino acids. Gene Ontology annotation, molecular function: mismatched DNA binding; ATP binding; ATP-dependent DNA damage sensor activity.